Messenger RNA from Marasmius oreades (fairy-ring Marasmius), 375 nucleotides. It is a transcript of the gene RPL35, whose product is annotated as 60S ribosomal protein L35. Gene Ontology annotation, cellular component: ribosome; cytosolic large ribosomal subunit. Gene Ontology annotation, molecular function: structural constituent of ribosome; mRNA binding. Gene Ontology annotation, biological process: maturation of LSU-rRNA from tricistronic rRNA transcript (SSU-rRNA, 5.8S rRNA, LSU-rRNA); translation. The record is from RefSeq and is a predicted model, not a curated record. The transcript is spliced from 4 exons. Bases 1 to 375 code for a protein of 124 amino acids. NCBI's taxonomy places the organism in Eukaryota, Fungi, Basidiomycota, Agaricomycetes, Agaricales, Marasmiaceae.
AUGCCCGGAAAAGUCAAGGCUUACGAGCUUCAAUCCAAGUCCAAGGCUGACUUGUCCAAGCAACUCCUUGAGCUCAAGAAUGAGCUCUUAAUUUUGCGGGUACAGAAAAUUGCUGGAGGAUCUGCUUCCAAACUGACCAAAAUCAAUACUGUGCGCAAAUCAAUCGCUCGGGUGUUGACGGUAGUGAACCAGAAAACUCGCCAAAACCUGCGGGAGUUCUAUAAGGACAAGAAGUACCUUCCUCUUGACCUUCGACCAAAGAAAACUCGCGCUAUCCGAAGACGGCUAACGAAACACGAGAAGUCUUUGAAGACGCUCAAACAGCGUAAGAAGGACCAAAACUUCCCUAUCAGGAAGUACGCCGUCAAGGCAUGA